UUCGUCAUUGUUUCUUUAUUACAGAUUUCAGAUUUCACUUGCCUGGAAAGUUCUCAGCACUGCAUUUAUUUCAAUUUUUUCAAAAAGUAGAAACACAACCGUUAAGAGAUUUUCCUUUCACUUCUCUUUUUGCUUUUUUACAUAGAAAUAGAAUAUGGAAAUCAUUUUCCUGCCAAACAUGCUCGUAAUGAGUUUUUAUAUAUAAAUAUAAAGAUCUAGUUUUCUUUUCCUUCAUCAUUUAUCUUCUGCUGUUUUCUCUAGGCUUUCUGGUUACUGUACAAACUUCAAAUCUGGUUGCUUGUUUGAUUUUCUGGAGUUACAUCUGGGUGUACUCAAGAGGGUGCAAUCUAUUCUUCUGAUAUUAGCUUUUCUUCCUAGCUGGUGCUUUGAGACUUUAUUUCUGUGCUGCAGUAAAUCAGGAAGAAUAUAGUUGUUGCACAUCAAUGGAGCCUGAAACUGACACUGGUGAGCUAGAAGAAGCACUUUAUGCACAGCAACAGCUUCUGCAAAAGCUUAAUACUGAAUUGGAUGUUGAAAGAGAGUCUGCAGCAACUGCAGCUAGCGAAGCUUUAUCGAUGAUUCUGCGUUUACAAGGUGAAAAGGCUUCGCUGAAGAUGGAAGCGAGUCAAUAUAAGAGAAUGGCAGAAGAAAAGAUGUGUCAUGCUGAGGAAGCUCUGGCAAUUUUUGAAGAUUUAAUAUAUCAGAGAGAAAUGGAGAUUGCAUCUCUUGAGUUCCAAGUUCAGGCUUAUAGGUAUAGACUCCUAAGCUUAGGUUGUAAUGACUUGGGUGUCUAUGAAAUUAAAAUUCCUGAGAAUCUGUUAAUGCAGAGAAGUGAGAGUUUCUUAGGGGAAAAGGUUGUCAAUAGCAAUUUAAGGAGAUUCAACUCACUGUCUGAAGCUAUGAUCAAAGAUCCUAAUCUUAAAAAAAGUGGCAUUGAAAGAAAAAGAUCUGUAAAUCCUGUGCCAGAUUCAAUUCCAAGCCCUGUGGAAGAAAAGAUGAAUCAGGAAACCGCUGAUUCAGAGAAAAAACCAGGGAGUUCUGGAAUUAUAGACAUUAAUUCAUAUUGGAAGCAGAUCAAGAGGUUGGAUGAGAGAGUGAAAGAGAUUUCAGACAGCAAAGACUCUGGAAAAAACAAACCAAAACUCUGCAGGGUUUGUUCCUGGUCUCCAUCAUUACUCCCACAAGUGAGCAUUGGGACAUCUAUUGAUCCAGUGACAGAAGUAAAUAUUAAGGUUUCAGAUCAAGUAAGCUCACAGGCAAAUAGCUCAUCAAGUGUUCAGGAUGUUUUUGAAUUCCCACAAACUACUGAGAAUAAAAAACCCUGUAAGAAAAAACAUUGUGAGUUGACUGUGGAUGUUGGAAACAGACAAGAAAAGCUGGAUUCCGUCAUUGAGGACACUGAUCAAUCACCUUAUAAACAUGAAACAGACAAGGUAAAAACAAAAUUAUCUUCCACAAACCAUGAGAAGAAAGCACCUAAACCGAGAAGAGUUUUGAGUUUUUCGCGCUGCGUUUCACCUGUUUUAGAAGCAGUUAAUCAAGGCAAUUGUGCAACUGAUCAUCAACAUCUGAGUUGGAGAAUUGAUAGGCUUGAGAGAGGCAGGAGUAAUGCAAGGCAAGAAAUUGUCACAGGAGGAGAAGAGGAGUUGAACUUAUUGAAAGAGAUACAUGAAAAAAUCAAAUCAAUAGAGUCUGAGAUGAAAAGCUGGAGAGCUAAGAAAUCAGAUUUUCAAACUGAACAAUCUGUAGAUCUUCUCCAAGAGGCCAUGGUGUACUUUUGGAUGUAAUCAAUUGUAUGAUCUCAGACAGCAAUUAGCUGAGAACUUUGGACAUACCCAUGAACAGAAUUGUGCAAGAGUAUUGGGUGAAAAUUGAUAGUAUGCAGUUGGAUUAGAUUUGAUUUUCCAUAUGAAAAUGUUUUUUUUUUUUAAUAGAAAUUUCAUUUUGUACAUUAGCCAUAGAAUGAACAAGUUGAGUCUUAAUGGACUGUUUCAAGAAAGCUAGCGUAUAUUACUUAGCACAAUUUGCAUCCAGAUUUGAAUAUGAAGAAUCCUUUCCUGCCUAA
Messenger RNA from Manihot esculenta (cassava), 2065 nucleotides. RefSeq lists its product as uncharacterized. The record is from RefSeq and is a predicted model, not a curated record. Bases 444 to 1787 code for a protein of 447 amino acids. The transcript has 3 exons. Lineage: Eukaryota; Viridiplantae; Streptophyta; Magnoliopsida; Malpighiales; Euphorbiaceae.